Molecule: messenger RNA, 591 nt
Organism: Lasiodiplodia theobromae
Lineage: Eukaryota; Fungi; Ascomycota; Dothideomycetes; Botryosphaeriales; Botryosphaeriaceae
Exons: 2
Coding region: 1-591 (196 amino acids)
Molecular function (GO): carbon-sulfur lyase activity
Source: RefSeq, a predicted model, not a curated record
AUGACGUCUGCAUCCAGACCGGACUCGAUCUCUGGCGGCUGCCUCUGCGGCGCCAUCCGCUACACCAUCCAAUUCCCCGCCGGUGCCGAGUGGCCUCCGUCCCACAACGCAACAUGCCAAUGCACCCAAUGCCGCAAAACCACCGGCUCGCUCCUCCCCCACCUCCUCGAACUACCCGCCACAGACAUCACCCCCGACCUAACAACCGAGUCCCCCUCCGCCCUCCCCACCUACCGCCUCUACCGCUCCUCCCCCAAGGCCCAGCGCGGCUUCUGCGCCACCUGCGGCUCGAGCCUGACGUGGCAGACGGCGGACGCGCCGGGGCGGAUCGAGGUGCACGUGGGGACGUUGGACGAGGAGGUGUUGAUUGGGAAGGUCGUGGAGGAGAAAGAUGGUGACGAUGGGUACGGGGCGGUUCGGAAGAGGAACGGUGGGUGGGGCAAGGAGCUGGCGGUUGCGCGGUGGCACAAUUACGUCGAGAAUGCGGUGCCCGGGGUGACGGACGGCGUGGCCGGGCCGAAGUACUUGACGGUUGGGUCGCAGGGGCAGAGGGGUUUCGAGGGGGAUCUGGCGAGUAUUGGGAGGGCUUGA